AUGUUGGAGUUAGCGAAUCUCCGAAUCUCCACGAUGGCUAUGACUGGAGAAGUUCAACUUCCACUACCAGCCGAUGUCCUCGUCGCCAUCGCCGAAGGAGAAGAAAAGAAGCUCAAGUCAAAGAUACAGCGCCAGAAAAGAAAUAUAAGAGAAGAAAAAGAGUCAAUUCAAGACACUCUGGAUGCGUGGGCUGGACUCGUCAUGACAGUUUAUUUGGUUUCUUUUGUUUGGAUCGUCCUCUGUUUCAUGGAGGAGAAGCGUUAUGUGAAGUGA
Caenorhabditis remanei is the source of this 273-nucleotide messenger RNA. RefSeq lists its product as uncharacterized. The coding region runs from base 1 to 273 and encodes 90 amino acids. The transcript is spliced from 2 exons. The record is from RefSeq and is a predicted model, not a curated record. Lineage: Eukaryota; Metazoa; Nematoda; Chromadorea; Rhabditida; Rhabditidae.